Molecule: messenger RNA, 717 nt
Organism: Alternaria alternata
Lineage: Eukaryota; Fungi; Ascomycota; Dothideomycetes; Pleosporales; Pleosporaceae
Exons: 4
Coding region: 88-579 (163 amino acids)
Cellular component (GO): mitochondrial outer membrane
Molecular function (GO): nascent polypeptide-associated complex binding
Source: RefSeq, a predicted model, not a curated record
CUCCUCGACUGAUCUGCAAACCACGCACUCGGCCUCUUCACGACACAACCCUUGCCCCUUACAGAACUACUACCCCCUCCAUACAUCAUGUCUUACGCAGAGAUGGCUGCCAAGGGCCCCAAGCAGAGCCCCGAGGAGGCUCGCGCCCCAGCUCAACCCCAGGUCGAGCACGCCUCUGAUGAUAGCGUCCACUCCCUUGUCGACGUAGACAGCCCGCACAUCUCUUCCGUUCCCUCCGACUACGAGUCGCAAGAAAUCAAGACCGACACUCAGGCUGAGCGCAUCGAACGCGAAGAGGAAAUCAAGGAAGAAGUCAAGAACGUCAAAGAACGGGCUGCUGCAAAGAAGGAUGCCGCGAAGGAGAAGGUGAAGAAAAACGCCGAUAACCCGGUUGUGCUGAGCAAUGCGGUCGGUCUGGCCGUCGUUGGUGGCAUUGUUGGAUUCGGCGCAUACAGGCAGUAUGUUCGCGGCGAGUUGACCGGCAAGGUCGUCGCAGCAUGGGCUGCUGUCAUUGGACUAUUUGGUGUUGGCGACUACUAUGUCAGCCAAUACUUCUUCAAGCGCAACCCCCCGAAAUAGACAUCAUUCGAUCGUCUUUUUCAGAUUCGCACUUCACUUCAAUAGCGUUUUCAUACAACAAAUUCGUACUGAGAUCUUGAUCAUCUGGACUGUACCAAUUUGGCUAUGUUACUUUUGCUUUCUCGCGGUACCAUACAG